Paramuricea clavata is the source of this 8591-nucleotide messenger RNA. The record is from the annotation of a GenBank genome assembly. NCBI's taxonomy places the organism in Eukaryota, Metazoa, Cnidaria, Anthozoa, Malacalcyonacea, Plexauridae.
AAUUCCUAGAAUGUCUUGAAAAUGAAACACAAGAGAAAACGAAGGGACGUUACUGUAAAGCAAUGUCCAAACCUGAUUGGUUUUGCUGGGAAGGCUACGGUGGAUCGCAGGUUGUUUCCUUUGCGAAUGGACAGAAGAUACAAAAGUACCCUGGAGGAAACAAAGCGUGAGAGAGAUGCAAAGGUAGAUUCUCUUACUGUAUAAUAGUGAUGAGGCCUUGAAAGACAUCAAAUUCUAGGUUUAGAUUUUUGUGUAGGAUUUUUAACUACAUUUUUCAUUUUAACUGCAUGCCAAUCAUUAUAGAAUUUUGAUUUUUUUCUGUGUUGAUGUGAUGUACUCAGGUGAAUAUGAUGCUUGUGAUGUUACUCUGAGUGUAUAUCCACACCGGGUAAUCUUGAAAAAUAUGCGCGGCCACGGUGGGAAUCGAACCUACGACCUUUGGAAUACUAGCCCAAUGCUCUGCUAACUGAGCUACGCGGUCAGGUCGGAAGGAACUAGAUUCUGUUCCGAAAUAUCACUUACUCGAACCGACUUGACCGCGUAGUUCAGUUGGCAGAGCAUUGGGCUAGUAUUUCAAAGGUCGUAGGUUCGAUUUCCACCGUGGCCAGGCAUAUUUUUCAAGCUUACCCGGUGUGGAUAUACACUCAGAGUAACAUUACAAGUAUUAUAGAAUUUGUCCUCGAACUGGAUUAAUUUUUCUUAUAACGAAGUAUAUUAAAUUUAUAUGAAACGUCCACUCAAAACAUUGUCAACUAUUUAUAAAGGACAACAACAUUUCAUAUUUUCACAACUUUACUGAAAGCAGUAAUUGAUAUUUUUACAAAUCUGUUAGAUUUCUCAGAGAGUAAAGUGUGUUCAACAACACAAAUAUCUUACUGGUUUAAUGGGUAGCCUCGACCAACAAAAUAUGGACAACUGCAACACUAGUUUGUUAGAGGUAAGCAUUUUCCGUGUUGUAUUAUCGGCAUUAUUUUUUGUUCAAUUAAACGCACGCAUUAAAAAAAAACAUAUAAAUAUUUCCCUGCUUCCAUCGAGUUAUGAAACAAGCGUAGAGUUUAGGAGAAACAAGAGUUUGAUCACUAUAAUUAUAUUAAUAAUCAAUAUUACUGUUUGAUAUAGAGGUGUAUAUAUAAAUUCCGUCCCUGUACUACCAACAAUUCGCAACAAGGUUGCACAAAAUAUACUUCAAAUUCAAAGUGUCCAAUUAAUAAACAGCCUUUGUAACAUGUGAGGCUGUGAUUUUUACGGUAUUCUACGCAAUUCUAUGAUUACGCAAUACAGCGUCGUGAGAUACUGUAAUAUGCCACGGCAGAUCUGUCGAUCUGUUUACGCUUAGCAUAAUGAGAGCAUAUGGCGGAACAAAACAUAGGAACAAAUAAACAAAACCUCGAGAACUUGAAGAUUUUCACGUAAUUAGUAAAUAUUAUGUUAACAGUUAAACGCGUUCCAAACUAUCUUUGCAUUUUCCAAAAUUCAUUUUUUUGGCUAUUUUCCUCUCAUUUUUCGGAUUUUGUGCUAAUUUUCCUCAAAAUACAAGGAAACGUUUUAAAAAUGUUUGAAUGGCUUUAUACUAUCCGUAAAAUAAGUAGAAAAAAUUGAUAUUUGAGAAAAAAAGCACUGUUUCCAUAGAAAAACUCGUCAACAUAAACAAUCAUUUUCAGAAAUCUUGCUGACCACGAAUUUUUUUCUGCAAAAAUAGAGGAUACGGACUACCAAGAAUUGCGAAUAAGCAAGUUACAAUACAUUAUCUUGGACUGAAAUGCGAAAAUAUAGAUGCACCUUAUUAAGCAGCAUAAAAUUUUAAAGACAGUGAGAUGCGCCAAUGAAAAUAUGCAAUUUCCGAAAUAUACCUACGAUUUUUGACACCCUGUAUAUCUCGAAUAUAUUUAAAAGUUAAAACUGCAGACUGGUAGUCCAGUAUAUCCGAAAUUCUGAUACUUUUGAAAUCGUCUGUAUCUCAAAUAUACUUAAAACUGCAGACUGGUAGUCCGAAGUAUCAGAAAUUCUGAUACUUUUCAAAUCUCUUAUAUGUGAAAUAUACUUAAAACUGCAGAAACUUGUAGUCCAAAGUAUCAGAAAUUCUGAUACUUUUGAAAUUCUCUGUACUGUAUGUCAAAUAUACUUAAAUUGCAGACCGGUAGUCGCGUCCAAAGUAUCAGAAAUUCUGAUACUUUGGAAAUCCUCUCUAUCUCAAAUAUACUUAAAAUUGCAGACUGGUAAUCCAAAGUAUCAGAACUUCUGAUACUUUUCAAAUCCCUUAUAUCUGAAACUAUACUUAAAACUGCAGAAACUCGUAGUCCAAAGUAUCAGAAAUUCUGAUACUUUUGGAAUUCUCUGUAUCUCAAAAAUACUUAAAACUGCAGACUGGUAGUCCAAAGUAUCAGAAAUUCUGAUACUUUUCAAAUCCCUUAUAUAUCUGAAAUAUACUUAAACUGCAGAAACUCGUAGUCCAAAGUAUUAGAAAUUCUGAUACGUUUGAAAUCUGAAAUAGACUUAAAAUUGCAGAUCGGUAGUCCAAAGUAUCAGACAUUCUGAUACUUUUGAAAUUCUCUGUAUUUGAAAUAUACUUAAAAUUGCAGACCUGUAGUCAAAAAGUAUCAGAAAUUCUGAUACUUUUCCAAUCCCGUGUAUGUGAAAUAUACAUAAAACUGCAGAAACUGGUAGUCCAAACUCCAAGGUAUCACAAAUUCUGAUAUUUUUGAAAUCCUCUCUAUCUCAAAUAUACUUAAAACUGUAGAGAUAGGUAGUCUAAAGUAUCCGAAUUCUGAUACUUUUGAAAUCCGCAUCCCCAGUAUGUCAAAUAUAUUUAAAACUGCAGAGACUGAUAGCCCAAAGUAUCAGAAAUUCUGAUACUUUUCAAAUCCCCUAUACACGUGAAAUAUACUUAAAACUGCAGAAACUCGUAGUCCAAAGUAUCAGAAAUUCUGAUACUUUUGAAAUCCUCUCUAUCUCAAAUAUACUUAAAAUUGCAGACUCGUAGUCCAAAGUAUCAGAAAUUCUGAUACUUUUAAAAUCCUUUCUAUCUCAAAUUUACUUAAAAUUAUAGACUGGUAGUCCAAAGUAUUAGAAAUUCUGAUACUUUUCCAAUCCCGUAUACAUGAAAUAUGCAUAAAACUGCAGAAACUGGUAGUCCAAACUCCAAGGUAUCAGAAAUUCUGAUACUUUUGAAAUCCUCUCUAUCUCAAAUUUACUUAAAAUUAUAGACUGGUAGUCCAAAGUAUCAGAAAUUCUGAUACUUUUCCAAUCCCGUAUACAUGAAAUAUACAUAAAACUGCAGAAACUGGUAGUCCAAACUCCAAGGUAUCAGAAAUUCUGAUACUUUUGAAAUCCCCUGUAUGUCAAAAAAAUUAAAAUGGCAGAAACUGAUAGCCCAAAGUAUAUCAGAAAUUCUGAUACUUUUCAAAUCCCCUAUACGUGAAAUAUACUUAAAACUGUAGAAACUGGUAGUCGAAAGUAUCAGAAAUUUCGAUACUUUUGAAAUCCUUUCUGUCUAUAUGAAAUAUACUUAAAAUGGUAGAGACUGGUAGGCCAAAGUAUCAGUGAAAACAAAUUGUUUCUAGAUCUUUAAUCUUUACACACAUAAUGGCAACGUGAAUGAAUCUUAGAAACCUGGUGUGUACCCCAUUCUUUGUGAAUGUGGUCCGGUUUACAUUGGUGAACCUGGUCUAAAUCUCUCAAUACCGGUCUUAAUUAAGAAACAUAGGAUGAAUUGCGAGAAAGCCGAGCAAGAUAAAUCUGCUGUCAGUGCAUGCUAAACAUACUUGGACUUACAACUAUCGUAUAAAAUUGGACAAAGAAACCAUUUUGGCGAUUGACAUAUAUAGUCAUAAUUUUAGUAAUAUCGAAAGUAAAGGGGAUAAAAGGUAAAGUAUAAAGGGUAUGAAAAUGUGUGGUAAACAUAGUUCUCUCGCAAAAUGAGAGAAUAAUUGAAAUCGAGAAGCACAAUACAAUAGAUCAGAAGCAGGAGGGAAAGCCACUUGAACUCCACUUUGUAAAACAAGUACUUUUAAAGCCUCAUAUUUUAAUCGCAUUGUUUGGAUGUAGAACUCUAUAUGUACAGUUGCACCGAGUAGUAGUUUUAGUAAUCUCGCCUCAUUUAGAAGGUUUCUAAUCAAACUUUAUAACGUACUUUUACGUACUGUUUUUGAUGUGAAGUUGAUGUGAAGUUGAGCUUGCACGUUUUAGAGUAGCCAGUGUGGCUGGCUCUUCCAUAGGGCUGAGAAUUGAAGAAGAGCCUGCCCGAAAGCCCUAGUAAAAUUGCUCACUCUCGGAAGCUAGCUACCGAGAAUUGUUAUUGGCUGAAUUUACGUUGAUAACGGGUUGAUUGACAUGUAAGCUAAUUUAUUCAAAAAUUUAAAAAUAAAUGCGGUAAAAACAAGCAGCAUCGCACACAAUUAAUAUAUUGUGCAAGUGUAAACCUGUCGGCUAAAAUAUAAAAACUCAAAAGACAAAGUAUAAAAUGUAUAACAUAUACAGUUAUCUAACAGAAUAAGGCAAGCCAUAUACUGCAUAGCUAUAUCGUAUGAUUUUACCGUAUGGUCACUAUAGAGUAUAGAACCUUGUCAGUCCUUGCCUUGUUUAGAUUUUGCACGCAGGCAAAUUAUGAUUAUACAAAAGAAUACAUUUUCUACGGAAGCCGUGAAGGGACUUCAGACUUCGGACUUCAGACUUCAAACAUUGGUUCCGAGCUUCGCUAAUAGCCAACAUUGCCUUUGCAAGCUGUCUAUAUUUAAGGCACUUUUUAUUCAGUCAAAGCUAUUCAAACUAAAAUAAAAAAUGGUCAGAAUGAUUUAGACUGUAAAUGCAGACUGUUGGAAUGUGAGUUCUUUGUAGGUUACCAGGACGAUAAAACAUAUAAUACUAUUUUUCGUGGAAACACCACGUAAAUUUAUUACUGCAGUAAAUGUAUUAACAUUAUUCUGUAAAUUUAUUAAAUUUAUCACGUAAAUUUAUUACUUUAAAGUUAUUAAUUUUAUUAUUAUUGUUUAUUACAUUUAUUUAUUAUUUUUAUUCUAUAUAUCUUUAUCAAGCAGCAAUAGGAUCCAUGUGUAGACUUCACAUUUGAUCAAACGUGACUGCGCUAUAUACUGUAUUAUAGCAUCAGUUUUUUAUGGUGAUUACUGUUGUGGAGUCAAGUCAUGCUUUUAUUGUAAAAACGAACGAAUGAUUGGUAUCGCGCGGUAAAUUCUUCAGUGUUGCCUAAAGUGGUCACUGCCAUCAAGUUAUAUAAUUAUUAUUACUGUUCUUUUGAAGCUGCCGUUUUUGGUCAAAUACAGGCUUCUCGUUUGCUGCGCUUACUCUUGAGAUAUCAUGUUCAACACUCGAAACAAGAAACAAAUCUGGUAUUUCCGCGCAUCCAUGUGAUUAUUUUCUAUAAUUAUAUAAGCAUAUACAUGUAGAUAAUAAUGCUAUGUGGGUACGCAUAAUGGUAUAAAUAAUGCAAAAAUGAUGUUAAAAUCGACAUACCGUAUAUUGUUCCAUUUGAUGUCGACAAACUGGAAUGUAGGGAUAAAUACUUGCAACACCAAACCGUCGGCCUGUUAUGGUUUUGUAGAAAACCUGGCGUACAAAACAUUUUAUAUUUGAAGCAGAUUCAAGUUGACAACAUUCAAUGAUAUCUUCUCAUAUUUGUAUUAAUAACGUUUAUAGACCUUUGAAAGCUUCCAAAUCAUGAGGCGCACAAGGAAAAUUAUUAUACAAGAUUCAAAGUCCAACGGUUGUAACGAAAUUUGAUUCUUGGCGCCGCCAAUACACGCAGUGAUUUGAUUGGCGCACAACAUGGUUAAACGCUUUCAUGCGGUGAUUGAUUGUUGUCAAAUUAUCCUGCGCACAGACGCGCAAUUAUUCAAACGCUAAAUACCAUAUUCAGAAAUAUACUAUGAACUGCAGAGAAAAGGAUAAACCCAUCCUGACUCUCUAUCAAAGGUCGCUACGUGGUAUUCGAGAAUUCGAGUGUUGAAUAUCGAAAGAUCUUAGAAGUGAUGUGAAUGCAUAAGGUGCAUGAAUGCUUACAUGGAAUUAUGUUGUAUUGAUUGAUGAAUCGGAAAGCGGAAAGGCAAUUCAAAAUUGCCUAUCUUUAUCGUUUUAUUAAAUAUCCAUUUGCCAUAUCAGAUACACUUAACUAGCUUUCGCUUACGAAGUUAUAAAACUGCAUGAUAUCACAAAGUCAAGUCUUAAGCUACUACUAAAACCAGGCCCAUAUAUUUUUGGCCACUACAGCUUUAAUAUUAUGCAGUGGUUUAUUAUUCAUAUUAAUCUUUUUCUAUAGCGAACACGUUCACCCCAAACAAACCAAACAAAUGGACUGUUUGUUGCAACAUUUUGAACUGGCUUAAAUUAAGCUUUGAAGAAACGAUGCGCAUGAAAUAGAAUCUAAUUAAUAUUUAGUUCUACUGAAUGCAUGCAGCUACGCAGGCAACAACGGUGUUUGAAUAUUGUUUAAUUUUAUGUAGACACUGCAGUUUUCUGUGAUAUACUAUAUGUAUCUAGCAUCUACACUUUUGCAACCUCAAUAUGUAUUUAAAACCAGAAGUAUUUAACUUUUAUGUGCAGAACUUGGUUUGAUUAUAAUAUUCAUGCCAACAUAUAUUGCCAUUGGCGUGAAAAUCUAUUACGUUGUUACACAUGUUUGGCAAAAUUUGCGCAUGUUUAAAGGAUCUCGCUAAACCGUAAAAUUACGGUACAUGCGACUCUUGGCAAAAACGCCUAUAGACGAUUGUGGAAUUUUGCCGGAGAAAAUUAAGGAUUUUUGAAAGUAUUAUUUAAAAAAAAAACCUUCAAUCGAAUAUACCUGUAUAUAAUAUUUCGUGUUAUUUGAAAGAAUUUCUGAUACGUCUGUCCUCUGCAGUUUUCAGUGUAUUUGUGAUUUAGCCGCAUUUGAAAGUAUCAGAAUUUCUGAUACUUUCCGGCGGGACGUCGCGUCUCUGCAGUUUUCAUUGUACUUGUGAUUUAGCCGCAACAUUUGCAAGUAUCAGAAUUUCUGAUACUUUGGACGUCUGGUCUCUGCAGUUUUCAGUGUACUUGUGAUUUAGACUAGCAUUUGAAAGUAUCAGAAUUUCUGAUACUUUCGGGACGUCGCGUCUCUGCAGUUUUCAGUGUACUUGUGAUUUAGAAGCAUUUGAAAGAAUCAGAAUUUCUGAUACUUUCGGACAUCUGCGGUCUCUGCAGUUUUCAGUGUAUUCGUGAUUUAGAAGCAUUUGAAAAGUAUCAGAAUUUCUGAUACUUUCGGGACGUCUGGUCUCUGCCGUUUGCAGUGUAUUUGUGAUUUAGCCACAUUUGAAGGUAUCAGAAUUUCUGAUACUUUGGACGUCUAGUUUCUGCAGUGUCUGGUCUCGGCUGCUUAAGAGUAUCUAAACUAUAUAGAACACAUUGUAUGGUACUAUUAUAUAUUUCCUACCCAAUGGAAUGUGGCAAAUUUCGUUACUUAUCCAAGGUGUUUUUGAAAUCGUAAGAUAUUGUCGCAUGUAUGUAUUGCAGAUAUUACUAUUUUUUACGGAGGCGGUAUUUUUAUCUGCAAAAUUGGGAUGAUUUGAACGAAAAGUUUUUGGUGUCAGCAACAUGUUGCAAAUAAGGUUGUUUUUGUCGAAAAAAAUAUUAUUUUGGAAGUGCAAAGUAGUUUGGAACGCGUAAACUUAUCUUCAAUGGACGUCAAAAACUCAGGUAUAUAUAAAUAAAAAAUUAAACAUUGCAUUCGCUUAAUUAUAUUUAACAACUUUAUUCUGAAUUUAGUGGGUUGUUUAACUUUUGGUAUAAUAUAUCAUUUGCGGACCUUCCUUUGGGGCAUUCGGCGAAAUGUUACCACUGAAUCGAAUAUUACCCCAGCCCCUCGGGAAAUAUCAUCACUACGGGCAAUAUUUUGCCGAGGGGAGGGUCUAUAAAUGAUAAGUAUACUAAGGGUCUGUUCAUAUUAUAUGAGCCGGGCUGGCCCGUUAAACCGGGCUAGCUCGCUUUGCCGGGUCAAGUUGUCCGCCAAAGCGCUAUGUAGAAGUUCCCGCGCGAUUUUUGGAGGGAACGCGAUAUUUGUUUUAAUUUUGAAAACGCGAUAUUUGUUUUAAUUUUUAUUGACGGAAAUUGCUUCAGAAGUUUUAAUACUGUUGAUUUCUUACUUGUUUUGAAUUCUUAGACGCUUUCUAGAUGGAAUCAAGCAUGCACUGUGACACAAUUUCCCGCCCGGUUUGCCGGGCUGGCCCGCUAAGUGUGUUCAUGCAUGUGAGCCAAUGAUAUGAGCCCGGGAAGGUACGUGAGAUCUCGUCUCGCUCAAACGGGAGCCCGGCAAACCGGGCCAGCCCGAUUCUCAUGUGAAUCAAAUCUCAAAAACAUAUGAAAACAAUAGACCAAGCAAGAUCUCGCCACUUGCGAGUCAUUCCGGUUUACCGGGCCAGCUCAGCUCAUUUGAACAUGCCGUAAUAAUAGGCUAGCGUUUGUUUUGCAGUGUAGGAGUGUAUUUUAAUUAAGAUUGUAUAUAUGGCCUAGUAAUUAUCCCAAUUGUUUCCUCGUAGGAACUUGAAGAAAAGCGAAUGACGGUGCAACGAAAAUUAAACCGCUUAGACGUUGAGCUGGUCUAUAUUAAAAAAAACAUGAAGGGUUUGUGA